AUGUUGACCCAACAAUUAGUUAGACUUUCUACGAGGAGAACUUUUUCUUCUAUUGCUAGAAGCGCAGCACAUUUCAAAGAAGGUGUCUACUCUAAUAUACCAUUCAAAGUACAUGACAGAAAGAUCCCGUACGGUGUUGUGCACUUCGGUUUUUUUGCUCUUGGCUUUGCUGUCCCAUUUAUCUCCUGUUAUGUUCAAUUAAAGAAGAGUGGUAACAUAUAA
Arxiozyma heterogenica is the source of this 222-nucleotide messenger RNA. RefSeq names its product cytochrome c oxidase subunit VIII (gene COX8). The transcript has a single exon. Gene Ontology annotation, biological process: mitochondrial electron transport, cytochrome c to oxygen. The record is from RefSeq and is a predicted model, not a curated record. Bases 1 to 222 code for a protein of 73 amino acids. NCBI's taxonomy places the organism in Eukaryota, Fungi, Ascomycota, Saccharomycetes, Saccharomycetales, Saccharomycetaceae.